Molecule: messenger RNA, 1711 nt
Organism: Poecilia latipinna (sailfin molly)
Lineage: Eukaryota; Metazoa; Chordata; Actinopteri; Cyprinodontiformes; Poeciliidae
Gene: asb13a.1
Product: ankyrin repeat and SOCS box containing 13a, tandem duplicate 1
Exons: 6
Coding region: 571-1416 (281 amino acids)
Biological process (GO): intracellular signal transduction; protein ubiquitination; positive regulation of protein catabolic process
Molecular function (GO): protein binding
Source: RefSeq, a predicted model, not a curated record
UGUCGGACAGGACACUAGGGUUCAAUCCCCGGCAGGUGUUCUCGAUCAAAUAUAUUAUUUUUAUCUAUGUUAUUGGUAUCAAGCACAAAUAGCUUAGUUAUGUUCAAAUUUCUAAUUCCAUUAACGACAAAUGAACAUUUUUCCCCGUUGCCAUGAUAAUCGCGUUAUUUCCGUCCCAAUGAUGACGGUGUCUCGCGCUCCAGCUUAACUCAGGUAUAACUUGAUUCAGAACUGAGUUACUUAGUUGAUGAUCUGAAACCAAAAACCUGGAGUAUCACAGUUGGGUAUGUAUAUUCAGAGUAUCUGCCUUCUACUCGGAGCUUGUUGACCCUGCUUUCUGAAACAGGGCCCUGUUUUUAUACAGUGGACAGCAAUGGUCCUAGAAAACUACCUAGGUAAUUUUCUAGGACCAUUGCGGAGUAGAUAGUUACUGUCUAGCUAGCACCUAGGUGCUAGCUAGACAGUAACUGCCUGCGGACUACACUUCCCACACACCCCUGCGGGACCGUCCUCUUUCCCAAAACGUUGCUGUGUGAGUUCGGGUCGGAUUGAUUUACCAUCCGGAUCGUCAUGGAGGUGACUGCGGUGCGUCGCUCGUUUCUUUGCGACAUUGGUUCCUGGGCAGACCGUACGGCGUUGCAUGAAGCUGCGUCCCAGGGCCGGGCCCUCCAGCUGAAGCAGCUCAUAGAGAGUGGGGCCUCUGUCAACAUGGUGACCGUGGAUAACAUCACACCGCUCCACGAAGCCUGCAUUCAGGCCCGUCCCAACUGUGCCCGCCUCCUGCUGGAGGCCGGAGCUCAGGUAGACAUCCGGACCAUCCAUGGCAGCACGCCUCUCUGCAACGCCUGUGCUGCUGGCAGCCUGGAGUGUGCCCAGCUGCUCUUGGAGUACGGCGCCACGGUGAACCCAUCGCUCACGGCGCUGACUGCAUCUCCGCUCCAUGAGGCCUGCAUCCAGGGUAAUGCUGAGGUGGUGAGGCUGAUGAUAACCAGCGGCGCCAAGCUGGAAGCCUUCGACGUCCACUUUGGUCCUCCGCUUCACAUAGCAUGUGCUAAAGGUCACGUGGAGUGUGUCAAGGAGCUGCUGAAAGCAGGUGCCAAUGUAAAUUCAGUGAAUUUUCAUGAGACCUCUUUGCACCACGCUGCUCGAGCCCACAUGGUGGACAUGAUCGAGCUGUUGGUGGAAUUUGGAGCCAAUGUGUACGCCAGUGACGGUCUCGGAAAGAAGCCACUCGACUACACGACGCCGGCCUCUCCCUCUUACGCCUGCCUCCAGUUUUAUGAAAGUAAUCCUCUGAACCUUCAGCAGCUUUGCAGGAUUGUUUUGAGGAGGAUGCUGGGUACCAAAGCCUCAGAGUUGAUGGACCAGCUGAACAUCUCCCGACGCAUCUACGACUACCUCCAGUUCAGUGGAUAGGAUAGAAUCUCUCCUAUCCACUGAAAGUCUUAAAAACAAAGUGCCUGAAAUAACUGUAUUCUGUCCAAAUAUGUCAUGUACACUUAUUGGGAUUGUUGUUAAAUAUGUUUGAGGAAAGAAACUUAAUAUAAAUGUAAAAUUUAUAUUAGUAGCAUAAUCUCACUCUAGAAACAAUUGUUAAACAAUCCAAAUUUUAGAUGAUUACAUCAGUUUUAAACAUUACUUCGUGGAAUGUACUUGAUUUCAAGUACUUAAUCUAUACAAAACACUUCAUCUCAAUAUGAAGAAGUAGCAA